AGCAGUUUUCACAUCGAUAUACUAUUUAUCCUUAAUAACAACAAAUGACUGGUGUCAAUAUGACGAGCACGACCCCUGCAAGAAAAGGUGAUCUGACGUCUGAAGAGAGAGAGAUGCUACAGGUAGCUGCUGCAGGUGAUGUGCAAGAGGCCACCCUGCUGCUCAGCAAUCCAAAUGUGCGUGUUAACUGUUUGGAUGAGUAUGGCAUGACCCCUCUCAUGCAUGCAGCCUAUAAAGGCAAAGCAGACAUGUGCAGACUGCUGCUGCAGCACGGAGCUGAUGUCAACUGUAAUGAGCAUGAGUAUGGUUAUACUGCCCUUAUGUUCGCUGGCCUCUCAGGUAAUGCUGAAAUCACAGAGAUGAUAUUAGAUGCUGGAGCAGAGACAGAUCUGGUCAACUCCGUGGGACGGACUGCUGCUCAGAUGGCUGCUUUUGUGGGUCAGCAUGAUUGUGUGACAGUGAUCAACAAUUUCUUUUCUCGUGCGAGGCUGGAAUACUACACCAUACCCCAAGGCUCAGAGCGAGAACCUAAACUACCCCCUAAACUAGCAGGACCCCUACACAAAAUCAUCAUGACUACUAACCUCAAUCCUGUCAAGAUGGUGAUGCUGGUGAAGGAGGACCCCUUAUUGGUGGACGUGGUGGCCCUGGAGAAGUGCUACCGUGUGAUGGAUUUGCUCUGUGAGCAGUGCGUGAAACAGCAGGACAUGAAUGAGGUUCUGGCCAUGAAGAUGCACUACAUCAGCUGCGUGCUGCAGAAGUGUCUGGCCUUCCUGCAGGAACGCGAUGACAACCUAGAUGCCCUUUUGAAGAGCCUUUUGAAAGGAAGAGAUGGUGAUGGCUUCCCUCAGUACCAGGAGAAAUUCAUCCGUGAUUGUAUCCGGAAGUUUCCCUAUUGUGAGGCAACCCUGCUGCAACAACUGGUCCGAAGUAUAGCACCUGUGGAAAUUGGGAACGACCCCACAGCCUUCUCGGUUCUGACCCAGGCAUUGACGGGCCAGAUGGUGCUUAUGGACACUGAAUACUGUGCUACAUGCGGAGAGAGGGGUGCUGACAAGAAGUGCUCCUUCUGUAAAAUGGUGGUCUACUGUGGGCCGACAUGUCAAAGGCUGCACUGGUUCACACAUAAGAGGCAGUGCAAAACUCCUGUGCCACAGAGAGAUGCUCAACUCAACCGCCAACCCAAACUGAGAGAACUCUCUAGCAGUGCUGAUGACAAUGAUUUAGUGAACGCUGCCAGCUCCAUGCUGGCUCUUUGUCUGGGGUUGUCAAAGUGUGCACUUGAGCACAGUCCUUCUGAUGACCACAGUGAAACCUCUGAAGCCUCUGAAGAUCCUGCUUGUGCUGGAAAAGACUAAGGAACAGAAUGAUUUUGGCUCUUGGCUUCUUUGGCCAGGUGAAGUCCACCAGGCAUCCAGUUCAGCCUCAAUGUGCUGUGCUAUGAUUGGCGCUCUGCCUUUUAUAGGAAACAGCAAACCAUGAUACAGAAGUGUUGGUUUGUAUACUUAUUCUAAGCUGUGUAGGUACCACACAGAAGACAGGACAUGUAGAGCGCAUGACAAACUGAUAAUCAAAGGACAUCCUAUUUUGACUGUGGGCAACUGUUUAAUACUCCAGAGACUGAACAAUUUUGAGGAAAAAAAUAAUUCAUCCCAAAAAAUUUACUCCCUUUAGGCAUUUCAUGAUGUAGAUUUUGUUUCUUCAUGUAAACAGAUUUAGAGAAAUUUAGCAUCACGUACGCUCACCAAUGGAUCCUCUGCAGUGAAUGGGUGCCGUCAGAAUGAGAGUCCAAACAGCUGAUAAAAACAUUACAAUAAUCCACAAAUAAUCCACACCACUCCAGUCUAUCAGUUAACAUCUUGUGAAGUGAAAAGCUGUAUGUUUGCAGAAAGUCCAUCAUUAAGACGUUUUUGAUUUCAAAUCGUUGUUUCUGGUUAAAUUACAAGUCCUUUAUCCAUAAAAUUGCUUUCUCCAGUAAAAAAGUCAUCUCAUCUGAAUCAGGAGAGAAACAUGCACAGAUCAAGCACCGUUUACAAGCGAAAACAGUCCAAAAGAGCACUAAACAAAAACUGUAUGUUGGUGGAUUUUGAUGUGAAAGAACAACAGGGGACAAACUUCUUCACUGGAGAAAGCGUAGACUUUGUAUAAGUGACGAUUAUAGUUAAAAAUGUCAUAAUGAUGAGCUUUUCGCUUCACAAGAUGUUAAUUGAUGAACUUCAGUUGUGUGGAUUACUGUAAUGUUUUUAUCAGCUGUUUGGAUUCUGACGGCACCCAUUCGCUGCAGAGGAUCCACUGGUGAGCAAAUGAUGUAAUGCUAAAUUUCUCCAAAUCUGUUCUGAGGAAGAAACAAACUCAUCUACAUCUUGGAAAGCCUGAGUAAAUGUUUAGCAAAUUUUGUUUUUCGUGUGAUCUAUUUUUGUUUGGGUUGUACGUUUUUCACUCUGUUUCUAAUUUGUGUUUGUUUUUUAAUUCUGCUGUAUUUCUCACAUAAUUUUCUUUUACAGUAGAACCUCUAAAAUAGCUCAUGUUGAAGGCUUAAUUUUAUCCAAACAUGGAAGAGGAACUUUUUUCCUUUGUCAAAUAAAGAAAUGCCUGUAAUGCGUACAUUUUAAUUCAAUAGUUUUCCACUAGAGGGCAGCGUCCAUCCUCUGAAGACCAAG
Molecule: messenger RNA, 2660 nt
Organism: Labeo rohita (rohu)
Lineage: Eukaryota; Metazoa; Chordata; Actinopteri; Cypriniformes; Cyprinidae
Product: ankyrin repeat and MYND domain-containing protein 2
Exons: 10
Coding region: 45-1358 (437 amino acids)
Biological process (GO): regulation of smoothened signaling pathway
Molecular function (GO): protein binding
Source: RefSeq, a predicted model, not a curated record